This is a messenger RNA of Cryptotermes secundus, 1584 nucleotides long. RefSeq names its product ribosome-binding protein 1-like. The record is from RefSeq and is a predicted model, not a curated record. Bases 1 to 1101 code for a protein of 366 amino acids. The transcript has 3 exons. Lineage: Eukaryota; Metazoa; Arthropoda; Insecta; Blattodea; Kalotermitidae.
AUGAAGGGCGCCAGGGGUACGCCAGGGGCCAGACCGAGAGAAUCAGGGAAGCCGGGGGGCCAGACCGCGAGAAUCAGGGACGCCAGGGGGCCCGACCGCCAGAACCAGGGACGCCAGGGGCCGGACCCCGAGAACCAGGGACACCAAACUCAGGCCAUAACCAACGAGGCGGCACACCAGAUUCAGGGACGCCAGGGGCUGGGCCACGAUAAUCAAGGGCGCCAGGGGCAGGCCCACGAUAAUCAGGGAAGCCAGGGGUCGGACCGCGAGAAUCAGGGGCGCAACGGGCCGGACCGCGAGAACCAGGGACGACAGAGGCAGGGACACCAACCUAAGGCCAUAACCAACGAGGCGGCACACCAGAUUCAGGGACUGGCCCACGAUAAUCAAGGGCGCCAGGGGCCAGCCGACGAUAAUCAGGGUAUCCAGGGGCCGGACCGCGAGAAUCAGGUACGCAAGGGACCAGACCGCGAGAAUCAGGGGCGCAACGGGCCGGACCGCGAGAAUCAGGGGCGCAACGGGCCGGACCGCGAGAAUCAGGGACGCGACGGGCCGGACCGGGAGAAUCAGGGACGCCAGGGGCCGGACCGUGAGAACCAGGGACGACAGAGGCAGGGACACCAACCUAAGGCCAUAACCAACGAGGCGGCACACCACAUUCAGGGACGGCAGGGGCUGGGCCACGAUAAUCUAGGGCGCAAGGGGCAGGCCCACGAUAAUCAGGGAAGCCAGGGGUCGGACCGCGAUAAUCAGGGACGCCAGGGGCCGGAAUGCGAGAAUCAGGGAAGCAACGGGCCAGACCGCGAGAAUCAGGGGCGCCAGGUGCCCGACCGCGAGAACCUGGGACGGCAGAGGCAGGGACACCAACCUAAGGCCAUAACCAACGAGGCGGCCCACCAGAUUCAGGGACGGCAGGGCCUGAGCCACGAUAACCAAGGGUACCAGGGGCCGGCCCACGAUAAUCAAAGAAGCCAGGGACCAGACCGCGAAAAUCAGGGACGCAACGGGCCGGACCGCGAGAAUCAGGGACGCCAGGGGCCAGAACGUGAGAAACAAAGAAGCCAGAGGAAAGGGCACCAGAGGCCUCACCGGCGUUACUGAAAGUCAUACUGCGUCAAACAGAGAGUCAUCAGGGCUGUUAAGAGUGAUUGCCGCCCCUGAACCUAGAGCCAUAGCCAACGAGGUGGCCCACCAGCUUCAGGGACGGCAGGGGCCAGCCCACGAUAAUCAGGGAAGCCAGGAGUUGGACCACGAUAAUCAGGGACACGAGGGGCCAGACCGCGAGAAUCAGGGAUGCGAGGGGCCAGACCGCGAGAAUCAGGGACGCCAGGGGCCAGAACGUGAGAACCAAAGACUACAGAGGUAGGGACACCAGAGGCCUCACCGGCGUUACUGAAAGUAAGUAAAGUAAAUGUAUCCCUGUAACAGGGCGUGGAGGCCCAUAGGGUUGUGAGAUGCUGAGGUUCCCACAUUUUCCAGACAAUUGGCUCAUAGAUGACAGCAAAAUUAUCAGCCCUAUGCACUGGCCACCCUUCUUUACCCCCAACAAUAUUCCUGCUACUCGUUUCUGUUAGAGGCUGAGUC